AGCGGGCUGGAAAUGACAGCAGGCGGCUAACAUUAGCAAGAAAACUCGGGGCAGCUGGGCGAACCAGUUUAUGUGAAUGGAAACGAUUUCGAGAAAAGAAACUAACGUAGCUAGACACCCUCUCGAUGAAGAAGGCACUGGCGUUAAUUUAAUAGCACAAGAGUAGCAUGCUAGACGUGGGAAAGUGGCCAGUGUUUGCACUCCUGCCUCCUGAGGAACUGCGACUCAUCCGCCAGGCCUGUGUGUUUGGCAGUGCUGCUAAUGAGGCGCUUUACGUUACGGUCAACGAUGAGGUUUUUGCUCUGGGAACAAACUGCAGCGGUUGCUUGGGUCUGGGGGACAUGCAAAGCACCAUUGAGUCAAGAAGGAUUGAUGUCUUAUGUGGGAAAAAGAUUGUAUCUCUGAGCUAUGGCACAGGACCACAUGUGGUCAUUGCAACUGCAGAAGGAGAGGUCUAUGCCUGGGGCCACAAUGGCUACAGCCAGUUGGGGAAUGGCACCACAAAUCAUGGCCUGACACCUGCUCUGGUCUCCACUAACCUCAUUAACAAGAGAGUGACUGAAGUGGCCUGUGGUUCCCAUCACACCAUCGCUCUCACCACUGAAGGAGAGGUGUAUGCCUGGGGCUACAACAACUCUGGCCAGGUGGGCUCUGGUUCCACAGCCAACCAACCAACCCCACGCAGGGUCAGCAGCUGCCUGCAGAACAAGGUUGUUGUAAACAUUGCCUGCGGACAGCUCUGCUCCAUGGCUGUCCUGGACAAUGGGGAGACCUACGGCUGGGGCUAUAACUGUAACGGGCAGCUGGGUUUGGGCAACAAUGGCAACCAGCAAACACCCUGCCGUAUCGCAGCUCUGCAGGGAGUCAACAUUGUGCAGGUGGCCUGCGGCUAUGCACAUACACUGGCACUAACAGAUGAGGGAUUUGUUUACGCCUGGGGUGCCAACUCUUAUGGGCAGUUGGGCACUGGAAACAAGAGCAACCAGGCAUUACCAACACUCAUCAACAUGGACAAGGAGAGGAUGGUAGAAGUGGCAGCAUGUCACACCAGCCACACGUCAGCUGCCAAGACACAGAGUGGCCAGGUGCUGAUGUGGGGUCAGUGUCGUGGCCAGGCGGUUCCUUACCCACACAUAACGCACUUUUCCAGCACUGACGAUGUGUUUGCAUGCUUCGCCACUCCUGCUGUUACCUGGCGUCUUCUCACUGUGGAUGGAGAUGACUAUCUGACUGUGGCCCAGUCCCUCAAAAGAGAGUUUGACAGCCCAGAAAUAUCAGACCUGAAGUUCCUUGUUGAUGGAAAAUGCAUCCAUGUUCACAAAGCCCUGCUUAAAAUCAGGUGUGAGCAUUUCCGAGCACUGUUGAACGAGACUGAUGAGGAGGCCAUAGAGAUCCAUCAGUUCUCCUACUUGGUUUAUCGCGCCUUCCUUGAGUACCUUUAUACAGACACCAUCAACUUGCCACCUGAAGAUGCCAUUGGUCUUUUGGAUCUUGCAACAUACUACAGAGAGACCCGCCUGAAAAGGUUGUGCCAGGAGACAAUCAAAAGGGGCAUUUCGGAAGAGAAUGCAAUCACACUGUUGUCUGCUGCUGUCAAAUAUGAGGCACGGGACCUGGAAGAUUUUUGCUUCAAGUUCUGUGUCAACCACCUUACUGCUGUGACUCAGACCCAGGCCUUCGCUGACAUGGACCAUGAUCUGCUUAAGAACUUCAUUAGCAAAGCCAGUCGCUAUGGGGCCUUCAAAAACUAAGUGUGGGACCAGAUCAUAGAGUUACUGCACUGACUGACCUGUAGGUCCCAAUGCUUUGAAGCUCCACUCCCGAAAUGACACCAAAAUUAUUUUAAAAAGGGUUUAGAGAUGGAGGCCUACCAGGUAGAAAAGCCAUUAGAAGUUCAAAAGGGACUUGGAAGUGGGCUUAAGAUGUUCUCAUAGGUAUCUGAUGGUGCCUAUGAAAGGGAUUAAUAUCAUUAUAUAGACUUGUAAUAAGGGAAGAACAUUCCACUAGUGCAAAAGUGUAGAAAGAUCUUAUUCACUUAUGACCUUCAGAUGUUUCAAGACAUGUUAAUAGAUGCUUGAAGGUUCGAAAAUGUCUGAGUGAACUUGAAAGAUAUCAAAAGAGAAUGAACAUAAUAGCACAACAGUACACUGACAGCAUAGGACAGUUUUCAGUAGAAAGGUUUUCAUUCUAUAGAUUACACAUGUAGACUACUCAUUUACUCAAUAAUUGAGUGUGUUAUACUGUAUGAUACCUUAUGAGCUAUUUGUGAAUAGUGGAAAGAAUGCUUAAGGUUAACUUAAAAUUACUUGGUAAUUCUGAAAGUACUGUUCAUUAAGUGUCAGUGGUUACUUGCAAGUUGUGUAUCCCUCUAUUACUAACUUUUGGAUAGUUUUACCAUAAUCAGAUGCAUGAUGCAGACAACAAAUAACCAUUUCACCAGCAGCAUCUUAACUGUUUUAGCUGUAAUACCUGUAAGGGUAUUAUUGUUUACUCUGAGUAAGUCAAGAUUCAACCAACACUAAAAGACGUUGAAGCUUAGUGCUAUUAGAGUUAUAUAUGGUUAUUUUUUACCUUUGCAUUACACCAUGUUAUUUUUAAAAACAGAACUCGAUUUGUAUUUGCAAUUAUUCUGCCAUUCUUUGGGCUUCUAGCUCUCCUUAUAUGAUUAUACUUCGCAAAUGUUUGUACAUUUUUCUGUUUUGCACCAUUUUCUUUUUCAAAGGUCAGUAUUUACAUUGUGUAUAUUACUGUAGUUUUGCACUUAUUGUUUUACAUGCACCAUUUAGUAAGAUAUAAGAUUAUUAAGGCUAUUUGGAUAGUGUUUACAUAAGGAGGUAAUAAGAGCCUAGUGUGCUCUUUUAGUCACUUAUUAGUUUUUGUGAGCAGCUGAAUGCAUUGCUCACUAUCUCUGAAUAUAAAACAUUCACUGACUGGAAGGUAGUCCUUAAGAGUCGUUUGAGUGUUUGUGACCACUUUAUCAUGCCAAUAAAACAUUUACCUUGUAAUAGUAUCAGAUAAUGUUAUAGAGAAAUAAGUAAGUAUCUUUUCAAGCUUACAUCUUGCAGCAUCAGACUCAACAGGGCUGUCUUUACUAAUGGAACUGAAAUGUUUAAAUGCAGAGGUAUAAAUGGGUUCCAUUAAGUUGUCAGCCGUCUUGUUUACAGUUAAGUUAUAAAUGUCACUUUGUGGGAAAGCCUGGUUACAUAACUCCCUUUUAUGGCUUUUUCUGACAUGAGUCAACAGGAUAUUGGCACUGCUAUCCCAAUCAAUUGUCAACAGAAAUGUUUACUGUUACAGAAGCUCAGAUUCGUAGUUGGAACUGGUCAUUAAGUUGUGCUGUUGUUGUAAGUUUUAAAAAAGAAACUUGCUCCCUGUAUCUAUGUUGCACUCAGUGUUGAAAUAAAAGUACAUUUAAGUAAAAA
Molecule: messenger RNA, 3422 nt
Organism: Pygocentrus nattereri (red-bellied piranha)
Lineage: Eukaryota; Metazoa; Chordata; Actinopteri; Characiformes; Serrasalmidae
Gene: rcbtb2
Product: regulator of chromosome condensation (RCC1) and BTB (POZ) domain containing protein 2
Exons: 12
Coding region: 168-1751 (527 amino acids)
Molecular function (GO): protein binding
Source: RefSeq, a predicted model, not a curated record